AUGGAUAAACCAAAUGGUCUUGAGAAGAUAUGGUUUUCUACCAAAAUCAAAUGUGAAGAUAAAAAGGAAUAUUAUUUAAAAGGUUCAAUUGAUCCAUCGUCGCUAUCAUUUGAUCUUGAAUUAACAGAUAUGAUACAUGCAUGGGUCGGUACAACUCAACUGGCAAAUGUUUGUGACCUACAUGACACGAUAAAUGCUUUUAAGAACAACUUAACAACAUCGAUUAAUAAAUAUGUUUAUACAUGCAAAAUGAAUCAAGAAGAAGAAAAAAAUAUUUUAACGUUGACCUGGAAAGAAGAUGUAGACGAUGAUAUGCCGAGUAUUAUUGUUGGAGAAACGAAUUUAAUUCAAAGUCAGGACGUAGUAACUAUUUUACGUGAUAUGAUGAAUUAUAAUAUUGAAAGAACAAUUAAUUUACGAAAAGAAAAUAAAAAAUUAUUAAAAGAAAUUGAUUGUAUUAAAUGUGAAAGGGCUGAUACAUUAAAACUUUUAAGUAAAUAUGUUAAUAUUAAAAAACAAACGGAAGAUGAUUUGUUUAAGAAAUUUAUUUUGGUUUUAAAUCAGAAAAAAGACCAGCUUUGUCAAUUAAAGCGAGAACUCGAUGAUUAUCGUACUCAUUCCAAUGUUGAAGAUAAAAAUAGUUGUUCUUCUCGUUUUAACAAUAAUGAGCAUUCAAGUGGGAAUGGUGAUGUAUCGAAUUUAUUUGAAAAAAAUGUUCAAGACAAUGAUGAAUGGGGGGAUAUUCAACUAACUACACCGAAACGUGUAUCUAUUGAUAAAUCUCUUAUUGUUCGAAAACCAACCUCUGACGACGAGGAAGAUGAAAAUGCAUUGGAUCUUGGUGUACAAGAUGGAAGUGAUACUACACCAUCAACUCGAACCAAACACAUUUUAAGACAAACUCCUCGUCGUUAUAGCGCGACACUUAGCGGAAGAAUCCCACUAUCAAUGGUUCAAAUGUCAUCACCUCAAGAGUCAAUCGAAUCAGAACAAAAUGUAUCUCAUUUAUUGGAGGAGUAUAUUUAA
Messenger RNA from Didymodactylos carnosus, 1026 nucleotides. The record is from the annotation of a GenBank genome assembly. NCBI's taxonomy places the organism in Eukaryota, Metazoa, Rotifera, Eurotatoria, Philodinida, Philodinidae.